UAAUAAUAAAAUAAAUUUGUAUCAAAAUGAAAAUUUUCAAUAAUUAAAUGUAUAAAAAUCUCAACAAUUAAUAAUCUAUCAUUUUUUAUUACUUAAUAUUUUCAAUAAUUAAAACACGCACAACUAAGAACUAUGAAAACACUCGUGGGGUAUUAUAAAUAUAGCUGUUAAUAGAGUUGACUAAUAAAGAAAAUAAACUACAUAUGGAUCAAUGGUAAUAAAUGAACUACUUGUUUAAAUUAUAAGAACUUUAAUUCUAAGAUAUCAUAACUAUUGAUACAAAAAGAAGGAUAUUGCCUACAUAAAGACAAAUUAUUAUAAAUAUGCUUUUAACGUGGUCUAUGAAUAAAAUCAUUGUUCAAAAAAACUACAACAAAAUUUUAAUUGUAUCAAAAGUUAUAAGAGUUUUCAGUUAAAUCUUCUCCACUUUGUAUACAUAUAUGAUUAAUAUGAAGCUAAACUUGAUGAUACUCAAUUAAAGGAAACAUAUUUUUCAUUUAGACACCCUCUUGUCUUCAAAUGGUUUAACCGUUUGAUAUUUUUUAUAUUCGAAUUGAUUACUCUCGUUUGAUAACGCGCUAACAUGGUUACAUCGUGUAUUGAUUACACACUGAAUAAUAUUUACGCCAAUAGUUUUAUGAGCAGUCGGUUUUAAAACGUCCUUCAUGUCCUAUAGGACUUACAACAAAUUGUGGGCGCUUGCCCAAUCGGUAUUAGAUGAAAAUACUAAAAUUGAUUCUAAUCUAUUGACAUCUAAAAUAAACAAAGACAAAACUGUACUAUUUACUGAAAUAUCUAUGGUCAUGGUAAAUUAUAUUUCGGCCAUAAACAAACUAGAAGAGUGCUAUGAUCAGGUGAUUCAACCACAAAAACGUUUAUUAAUAAGAAAUAUUCUCGAGUUGUCUAUUGGCCGAUACUUGGAACUGAGAAAUGACAUGGUGAAUUUGAAUUGCAAUGAAUUCGUUUAUCUAGACGCGGCUCUAGCACGACAAAAGAUACUUCCGUUGGAUAUCGAGUUGACAAUUCCAAUACACUACAGGGAUGAAAGAGCAGAGAUCAUGCGAUGGCAAUACGAUUUCAUAGAUGAAAUAUUGAAAAAAACUGGAUUUUACGAAGAACAGACUGUCGACGAUAUUAUGCCGAUCAAACAGGCUAUUCUAUUAAUACAAAGACACGAACGAGCUCGACAGGGAAGAUUGAGAGCGCAGUUUAUGAAAGAAGUAAGAGCGAUGAACAAACCGGAUGCAGGCGAAGUGGAGCUUUCAGACGUCGCGAGAAAAGCAGCCAUGAAGAUUCAGAGAGUGUGGCGAGGAUUCAUCACUAGGCGGAAGAUUAGGUGCCGGGUAGUAGAAGAAAUGUUACUAAUCGGCAUGCUACCACCAAACGUCGUUAUCACGGAAGAACGUCAAAAAGCGAACGAAGUGAAUCGUAUCAGACGAGCUUUACAAAUCAUUAGGCGAGAAGAAUAUGAACGAGCACUCGUAGAAGAGAAAGAAAAAAUUAAACCACACAUCAAAGAGAAAAUAAAGGAAGACAUAAAAGAUGAAGUAAGGGCUUGGUAUAUGGGUGUUAAAUCACAAACGGGUAAAUUUCCAGAUUUACCAUCUGAGGAAAGCGGUGGAUCUGCAGUAAUCUACACACGAUACAAAACGGCAAGUUCGGUCAGUAAGUCGACCAGCCAAUCGUCGUCCAAAGGCACUAAAAGCCAUAAAAGCAAGUCAAUCACCAAUGCAAGCAAAGAAAAUUUAGAAGAGAAAAAGAAAAAAAUUGACGAAGAAGAAGUCGGUUUCAAAAUGUCACCGUCCAACUUUUUACAAGAGCUUAUGUUAGCUAAUUCAGAAUACGAUGAAGUAUGGAAGGGAAUGGAUGAAACAAACAACACUAGCCAGAGACACAUAGAAAGCAUUGUGAAAGCUCAAAAAAAGGCUGAGGUAGAACGUGAACUCAGAAAGAUUGUUGACGUACAGUUGAGAGCUGAACUAGAAGUGUUACAAAAUGCAUUAGACAAAGAUAAUGCUAUCCGAAUCAAAAGAGCAAAAAAACAAAAAAAACUUAAAAGAAGCAGUAAAAAGGCAAAAAAAAAACGAGAUAAGGAUUUGACACCGGAUAGAACGCUAGAAUCUCUUUUUGAAGAACUGGUGAUGAAUGGAAUUAUUCAUAAAUACCCAAACGUGAGUUUGUCUUCUUUUAAAGGUGGCACUUCAUUGGUCGCAUGUGACGUUAUGCGUUGGGACUACGAUCCUCCACCUACGCUUGGAGAUGUUCGACAAGCUAUUCGAGACAAUUGUAUUUUACCAAUGCUUAGUGAAGAAAUACAUAAAGCCAGUCCGUUAGUACGAUCAGUGCUCAUUGCUGGUGUUCGAGGAUCUGGAAAGCACAUGUUAGUUAAUGCGGUAUGUACUGAACUAGGAGCUACGCUAUUCGACUUGACAUCAGCCAAUAUAGUCGGCAAAUAUCCCGGUAAAUCCGGUUUGACUAUGCUACUUCACUUAGUUAACAAAGUAGCCAGAUUAUUACAACCAGCGAUCAUAUACAUAGAAGAUGCAGAAAAGACGUUCAUGAAAAAAGUACCUAAAACAGACAAAACCGAUCCAAAACGAUUGAAAAAAGAUUUACCUAAACUGGUAAAAUCUAUUGGACCCACGGACAGGAUAUUACUUCUAGGAAUAUCGUCUAAUCCCUGGGAUUGUGAACAGAAGUCGUUGACAACUACAUAUAAUAAAAUAAUUGUUAUCCCUCGACCAGAUUACGCUAGUUUGUACCAUAUUUGGAAUGAUUUAUUAUUUCAGUACAGUGGUGUUAGUAGAAAAUUCAAUGUCAGUAUGUUAGCAAAAUUAUCGAGUGGUUAUAGCGUAGGAACAAUAAUUAAAGUAUUACAAGAGGUGAUGACUUGUAAACGAGUUCUACAAUUAACUAUUCGUCCUUUAAUGCAUGUAGAAAUUUUAAAUGCUUUGGCACGCCAUGAUCCUGUUUAUAAAGAAGAAGAAGAAACAUAUAUACAAUGGUAUUCAAGAACUCCUCUUGGUCGAAAGAAUCAGAAAGCACUGGAAAUAGAAUUAGAAAAACGAACAUUAGAGAGUGAAAAACAUUCUAUUGUAAAAUAAUAAUUUCAGACUCGAAUAAUUUUAAAUAAAAAUUUAGUCACUUCAAAAGAGUACUUUGAUAAAAAUUUCACAUAAUUCGAGAUUGCGUUUUUGUAAUCAUAAAAUAACUAUCCAUUUUUGGUAAAGAAAUUUUGAUUAAAAUAAAUAUAAUUAAAUAAAUAAAAAGGUGAAAGUCAUUCAAACGAGGAUCAUCUUGGAACAAAAUCAACACACGAAAACACUGUCAAAAAAAAAAUUUUUACAUUUUAACUAUUUCCUUAUUAUACCUUACUACAUAGACAGUAAAUAUUUAAAUAAAAGUAAGUAUAAAAUAAACAAAAAAAUUUUUGGCUAUCUGCAAUAUCGUAGUUUUUGCCGAGUUUUAUUUUUCAUUAAAUGACUGAGUAAAAU
Daktulosphaira vitifoliae (grape phylloxera) is the source of this 3494-nucleotide messenger RNA. Its product is annotated as dynein regulatory complex protein 11. Gene Ontology annotation, molecular function: protein binding; ATP hydrolysis activity; ATP binding. The record is from RefSeq and is a predicted model, not a curated record. Bases 666 to 3104 code for a protein of 812 amino acids. Lineage: Eukaryota; Metazoa; Arthropoda; Insecta; Hemiptera; Phylloxeridae. The transcript is spliced from 8 exons.